UGUUCCAGCUCUAUAGUUCACAUGCAACUUACUGCUGAGCGCGUUUUUUUUUGUUGUAAAAAUCUAAAGUACAAGAAUUAGAUUUAGUUAACUCGCUCCUAGUGUUUAACCAAGUACACCUUUAGUUAGCUUUACGGUUACUUUCCCGUGGCGAAGGAAUAAUUGCAAAAUAAUUACCAUUAGCUCUCGGCAAAAGUUGAGCGAAGCAAAAAGAGAAGUUUGCAAGAAGAGGCGUGUGAGCGUGACGAAGAGAGCGAGAGAGCGCAGAAUAUCGAAUCGAACGGAACAGGGCGAGGAAAGGGAACGUGAACGAAACGGAUCGAAAAAAUCGAAGAGACUUGGACAACCGAAGAAAACCCCACAUCCAAACCCCACAAAAACCCGGUUGCCUGGGGAGCAAAUGUCAAAUUGCUGCGCAUAAAUACAUUAAUUUGAAGCUCCCCGCACAAGUGAGGCUCAUCCAAAAUUUCACACACAGGCAGCAGUUGUCGCAACAGGAAAAAAGGAUUCAGCACACGAUGUACGCCGGAGCAUAUGCACCCAACGCCGGCGGCGUUCAACAGCACACGGGCGGCGGUUACUAUGGCAAUGGUGCCGCUGCAGGCGGUGGCGGCAAUGGUGCCCCACGCCACGAGCGUCCCUACUAUCCGCGCAGCAAUUUCGCCGGCGCCGCCGGUGGAGCUGCCAUCAAUGGAGCAGCCACUGCCGCUGGUAGCAUGCACUUUGGCCAGCCUUAUGGCGUGAUGACCUAUGGCAUCCAGAAUGGUCUGGGAAUGGGAGCCGCCGGCUCUGGUGCCGGUAAUCCGUAUCGCCAGCAAAACGGUGUUGCCUUCGCCGGCAAUGGCCUUGGAGGAGGCGGUGGUGGCGGAGCCGGAUCCGGUGGAGCUGGCGGCUAUGGUGGACCGCGUGGCAAAAAUCCAAAUUACGCACAGCGCUAUCAGAAGCCGCACAACGGCGGCGGAGGUGGCGGUGGCUACCAAAGCAAUAACUACAAUGCUGCCGCCUUAGGCAUGCUUUCCAAAGAGGAGCGCGCCGAGAUCCAACGCGAAAAGGCCAAGAAUCCCGGCCGCAAUCUAGUGAAACCCAAGUGGGAGAAUCUCGAGCCCUUCCACAAGGAUUUCUACAGCAUUCAUCCCAAUACACUGGCCAAAUCAGAGCAGCAGGUGGCCGACAUACGCCGCGAACUGGAAAUCACAGUGUCUGGCAACGAACUACCGCACCCGGUGGUCAGUUUCGAGGAGAGCUCACUGCCCGCUCACGUCAUUGAAGAGAUGAAGCGCCAGGGAUUCACCAAGCCCACUGCUAUCCAGUCGCAGGGCUGGCCCAUUGCCUUAAGUGGCCGCGAUUUGGUUGGCAUUGCCCAGACCGGUUCCGGCAAGACGCUGGCAUACAUGCUGCCGGCCAUCGUGCACAUUGGUAAUCAGCCGCCCAUAUUACGAGGUGAAGGACCCAUUGCUCUGGUGCUGGCGCCCACCCGGGAGCUGGCCCAGCAGAUUCAGUCGGUCGUGCGAGACUAUGGACAUCUGUGCAAGCCCGAGAUCCGUCACACUUGCAUCUUUGGCGGCUCAUCGAAAGUGCCGCAGGCACGCGAUCUUGACCGCGGCGUCGAAGUAAUCAUCGCCACACCGGGACGACUGAUUGAUUUCCUUGAGAAUCGCAACACCAACUUGCAGAGAUGCACUUAUCUAGUGCUGGACGAAGCCGAUCGCAUGCUGGACAUGGGCUUCGAGCCGCAGAUCCGUAAGAUCAUUGAGCAGAUUCGUCCCGACCGCCAGGUCGUCAUGUGGUCCGCCACCUGGCCGAAGGAGGUGCAGGCGCUAGCCGGCGACUUUUUAAACGAUUAUAUCCAAAUUAACAUUGGCUCCAUGAACCUAUCGGCCAACCACAACAUCCGCCAGAUUGUCGAGAUCUGCACCGAAAUGGAGAAACCGCAGCGCUUGGUGCGCUUACUCAAUGAGAUCGCUCCCACCAAGAAUUCGGCCAACAAUGGCAACAAGAUCAUCAUCUUUGUGGAGACCAAGAUCAAGGUGGAGGACAUCUUGCAGAUCAUCCGUACCGAAGGUUACACCGCCACCUCGAUUCACGGCGACAAGACACAGAAUGAGCGUGAUUCAGUGCUAAAGGAUUUCCGCAAUGGCAAGUCCAACAUUCUGAUUGCCACCGAUGUGGCCUCGCGCGGUCUUGAUGUGGAGGAUCUGCAGUACGUAAUUAACUAUGAUUACCCCAACUCAUCGGAGAACUACGUGCACCGCAUCGGGCGCACUGGCCGAUGCCAGCAGCUGGGAACUGCCUACACCUUCUUCACGCCCGACAAUGCCAAGCAGGCGCGUGAACUGAUCUCUGUGCUUGAAGAGGCUGGCCAGACGCCGUCACAGGCGCUUUUGGACUUGGCUCGUUCGAUGCCAAGCUCGGGCGGCUAUCGCGGCAACAAGCGCUGGAACAACAACGGUGGCGGCGAUCGCAACACUGGCGGUCACAACGGCGUCUAUCAGCAGCGCAAUAGCAAUCCGCUGAAUUACCAGGCCGGUAACAACUAUAACAACAAUCGCAGCGGCCCUCUAACUGGCGGUAGCUACCAGCAGUAUGCCGCUGGCGGCAAUAGCUAUCAGCAGAAUGGUGGUGGUGGCGGCGGCGGCGGUAAUUGGAACCGCAUGAAUCAAAUGGGACAGGAUGGAGGAGCUGGACAGCAGCAGCGAAAUGGCAACACUUAUCGCCCGAGGGCUCCCUUCAACAAUGGCGGACCACGUGCCAUUAUGGGCCAUCAGGGUGGCGCCGGCGGAGCAGGCGGCGUGGGUGGAGCAGGCGGCGUAGGCGGUGGCCCACAGCCGCACAUGGCACCCCAGCAGGGCGGUCAGUAUAUGCCACAGGCGUAUCGCGGACGUGGCCAGUUUGUGCCGCAGGGAGCUGGUGCCGGUGGCAUGCCGCCACGAUUCCAGCAGUAUCCCAAGCGGGAGUAUCAGCAACAAGGAGUGGCCCACUACGGCCAGCAGGCCGUUCAGCAUCAGCAGCAACAACAGCAGCAGGUGCAGCAGGCAGGCCAGCAGACCAAGCCGCCCAAGGAUGAUGGCAACAAGUAUGCACCACCGCCUCCGGCUGCGGUGACCACCUCGCUGGUCCAUUACACGCCAGCCAAUUCGCCACCGAUUGCGGCCGUAGCUGCUGCCGCUGCAGCAGCCGCCGGACGAGCAGCAGCUGUGGCUCCGGCUCCCGGUGCCGCCUACAUGUACGAUGCGGCCGGCGUUCUGACCACCGCCGCUGCGCCGGGCACCAAUCCAUAUGCCAACCAGUUCAGCAUGCCGGCCACCUACUAUGCCGCCCAGCAUCACCAGUUCGCCCCAGCCGUGGCAGGACCCGGACCAGGACCCGGCCAGGCCAUCGAGCAGGCGGGACACCAAUAGGUUAUUGCGCUCAUGGGAGGAAAUGGUAUGGAAAUGGACGUAGAAGUGGAAGUGGAAGUGAAUCGUGGAGAGCUACAACAACAACAGCUUUAGUAACAUCAACAACAAUGCUAGCAACAACAACUUUAACAACUAUACCAACACCGACGACAUGGACAAAGAAAUCAACAAUUAAUCAAUCACACUCAUGAAAUCCAAAUGCAUAUGAUGAUAAAUGAAAGAAGGGAUAUAAUUUUGCCAAACAUACAAGAGCAUAUAACAGCUGCUCUUUAAAUUCUGAGCGAAAA
Drosophila teissieri is the source of this 3685-nucleotide messenger RNA. RefSeq names its product ATP-dependent RNA helicase dbp2 (gene mahe). Bases 519 to 3398 code for a protein of 959 amino acids. NCBI's taxonomy places the organism in Eukaryota, Metazoa, Arthropoda, Insecta, Diptera, Drosophilidae. Gene Ontology annotation, cellular component: ribonucleoprotein complex; nucleus; cytoplasm. Gene Ontology annotation, molecular function: ATP binding; RNA binding; RNA helicase activity. The record is from RefSeq and is a predicted model, not a curated record. The transcript has 3 exons.